AUGCGGCACCUUGCUGCUGCACAGCACCUUCCGGAGCAGCUGCGGUUCUACCUGGCACGGUUGUCUCGGUGCAGCUCUCCCCUGCGCAGUGCUCAUCCACUCAUCUGGGUACGCUGGAGGGGAGGCACAGAGGGCUCUGCUCCCCAGCAUUGCCACUGGUGUGGGGUGGGACAGCUAAUCCUGCCUGGAGACCAUGAGGCUGAACCUGCCUGGCUGGGGAAGGGAUGGAGCCAGCUGUCCCCUGUCCAGCAUGACCCUGCUGUUACCUCCCUGCCUACCCGGAGCAGCCUCGCUGAAGUUCAAAGUGAAAUUGAACGGAUUUUUGAAUUAGCAAGGACACUGCAGCUGGUAGUGCUUGAUGCUGAUACCAUUAACCACCCAGCUCAACUAAGCAAAACCUCUCUGGCUCCCAUUAUUGUAUACGUAAAGAUUUCUUCUCCUAAGGUUUUACAGAGGUUAAUAAAAUCUCGAGGGAAGUCUCAGGCCAAACACCUUAAUGUUCAGAUGGUGGCAGCUGAUAAACUGGCACAGUGUCCUCCCGAAAUGUUCGAUGUAAUUCUUGAUGAGAACCAGCUUGAAGAUGCUUGUGAGCACCUUGCUGACUAUCUGGAAGCCUACUGGAAGGCCACACAUCCACCUAGCAGCAAUCCUCCUAACCAGCUUCUCACUCGCACACUUGCAACAGCCACUCUUCCUAUUAGCCCAGGUCCAAAUAUUAAUUUACAGCAGGGAUCUCAAGGAGACCAGAGGAAUGACCAUUCAGUCCCUGAACGCAGCGGUUCACAAAUUGAAGAGGAAGCACGGGUUGAACCCAUCAAGAAAUCCCAGCAUCGCUCCUCCUCAAGCCAACACCACAACCAUCGUGGUGGUGUUAGAGGCCUUUCUAGGCAAGAAACUUUUGACUCGGAAACACAAGAGAGCAGAGAUUCGGCUUACGUAGAGCCAAAGGAGGACUACUCACAUGAGCACGGUGACCACUAUGAUUCUCACAGGGAUCACAAUCAUAGAGACGAGUCCCAUGGGAGCAGUGAUCACAGACAUAGAGAAUCAAGGCAUCGCUCAAAGGAGAGGGACCGCGAGCAGGACCACAAUGAAUGCAACAAACAGCGUAGUCGUCAUAAAUCAAGGGACCAAUAUUGUGACAAGGAUGGGGAAGUGAUAUCGAAAAAACGUAACGACGCAGGAGAAUGGAACAGGGAUGUUUACAUCCGUCAGUAACUUUUGCCUCCGGCAGUCUUGUGUUUCUUUGAAGUCUUGUAACAAUGCCCCUUGAAAAUAUCUUUGGGUUCUUCAUUGCAGAACAUAUGGUAUCCUUCUGUAUGCUGAUUUGUAUUGCUGUUGCUUGCAUAGCAAUAGCAUGAAAUAGAAUAUUCAUAUACUUAUUUUUCUGGUUAGUGCUAUAUGAAUUAGCAUAGCACAACUGCAGAGUUCCUGAUGUUGUACUAUGCCAUUUUUCAAGCUGUUUUUUGGUAGCUGCCACUUGAACAAUAUCUGUUGCCAUCAAGGUGUUGUUAGUGUUUUUUAAAAAAAGGUACAUUUGAUGUUUAAUAACUUCCCGUGUAUUCAGCAAGCCCGAAUCAGCACAUAAAAAAAAUCUA
Molecule: messenger RNA, 1598 nt
Organism: Pelecanus crispus (Dalmatian pelican)
Lineage: Eukaryota; Metazoa; Chordata; Aves; Pelecaniformes; Pelecanidae
Source: RefSeq, a predicted model, not a curated record